AUGCGGAAGACGGUCCUCGAGCUGAAGGGCAAGACACCGGCACACAUCGAAGAGGUACUUGGCCGCUGGCCGCUCCGCCGCUCGACGAAAAAGAGUGGUAAAGGUGUCGGCUCGCAGGUCACGUUUCACAUCAAUGGCCAAAACACCGUUGCGGUGCCGGGCAUCUAUGCCUGUGAUGACAAUUCACAGUGGCGCCGGUGGCGCAACACGGUCCCGGCCACUGGAGGGACGGACCUCCUGGCUCCGCAAUGCUGUGAGUACCUGGCCGCGCUGCUGCGUGGCGAUUCGCGUGUGCUCAAGGAGCAUGGCAUAGAUGAGCCACCGAGCCUGGUCAUCAUGGAGGCAUGCACUGUGGCCAAAGUUGUCAAGAUGGACGUGCUUGACGCCCUGCUCGAGUCGCCGCGGUUUGAGGUGCUGCAGCUCACCAAGCCGCGUGCGGAGGCAAUUGCGGCGUUUGAAGCACGUGGACGUGAGCAUGACAGUGGAGCCGUCAAGAAUGUGCCUGCUGAGAAGGUCCAUGACAGGUACGUUGGGGAGGUCACUCGCAUCAAGGAGGCACUUGAGGCGCGCGCGCGUGCCCAGGGGAAGGAGCUCGCCGCAGGCUGGUGGAGUUGCAUGACGCAGGCUGAGGCAAUGAAGGUGGUGGGAGCGAGGCUUGUGGAGGUGGCCUGA
Messenger RNA from Emiliania huxleyi CCMP1516, 672 nucleotides. RefSeq lists its product as hypothetical. The coding region runs from base 1 to 672 and encodes 223 amino acids. The transcript has a single exon. The record is from RefSeq and is a predicted model, not a curated record. Lineage: Eukaryota; Haptophyta; Isochrysidales; Noelaerhabdaceae.